Molecule: messenger RNA, 7513 nt
Organism: Xenopus tropicalis (tropical clawed frog)
Lineage: Eukaryota; Metazoa; Chordata; Amphibia; Anura; Pipidae
Gene: cilp
Product: cartilage intermediate layer protein
Exons: 9
Coding region: 169-3699 (1176 amino acids)
Source: RefSeq, a predicted model, not a curated record
CUGCCACUCCCGGGCUGCUGGCUGUGCUGCUGUAUAAAAGACUCUCACACUGUUCAGGACUGAGAAGUCAGCUCUACAGGACGGCAGGGAACAUACAGCACUUUGGUAUCCAGUAUUAUAUACAUUGGUGCUCAGUCACUGGUUUCCAGUGGCGCAACUACAAUAAGGAUGAGGUACGGAGGCUUUGUCGCAUGUCUGGUGUUCCUAGAAGUGGCUUUUGUGUCGGGACAAGGUUUCCAGAAACGUGACGAAGUUUUAAGUCAUUCUACAAGGAGAAUUCGCACAGGGAAGAAAAUCACCAGCUCACCAGCAAAGAACAAGGCAGAAGAGUUUUUUGAAUGGAGCACUUGGUUCAAUAUUGAUCACCCAGGUGGCAAUGGGGACUAUGAGCGUUUGGAUGCCAUUAGGUUUUACUAUCCCAGCAAAGUCUGCCAGAGGCCUCUGCGCAUGGAGGCACGGACCACAGAAUGGAUUCCUGCAGGCAGGACAGGAGAGGUGGUGCACUACAGCCUAUCAAAGGGUUUCUGGUGCAUUAAUAAAGAACAAGUAGAGGGCAGAAAUUGCUCCAAUUACUCAGUCCGCUUCCUGUGCCCUGUAGUUAUACACCCAAAUAUUCCAGAACAGCCUUGGUCUGAAUGGUCAGCAUGGAGCAAAUGUUCAGCCAGUUGCGGUGGGAAUGGAAUGCAGACUCGGACAAGGAAGUGUCUGGCAGAGGAACAGUGGCAAGAACAUUGUAACGGUCCCACAGAAGAAGGAAGGAGAUGUGCUGGCAACACCUGUGCAGUCUGUGACCUAAGCUGUCCUAUUGGAAAAGUAAGUGCAGACUGCAAUAUGUGUGUGUGCAAAACUCACAUCUUACAUGGCAUAGCCUCAUUGGCUGAUGGAGCACCUGCAACUGGAGCCAAUGUGUACAUCAUAACCAAGAAACCCAAGCUGGUGGCAGUAUCAGAUUCCAAAGGGAAAUUCCAGAUUCCAGGAUUGUGUCCAGAGACCACAAUACAGCUCAAUCUGGAGAAGUAUUCUACAAUCACUGUAAAAAUUCCAGACACUAAUGGAACAGCAUCCUCUAUAAAAGUAUCAUUCAAAAGAAAAGAGAAACCUUACAUAGUGGAGAACCCUGAGAAUAAAGUAAGAAGAGUGGGGCAGAGUGUGGCAUUCUGCUGUAACGCUGUAGGGGAACCAGCAACAGAGCAGUACCUCUGGUACCAUAAUGGAACCCUAAUAGACCAGAAAGGACCAAAGUAUGGCAACCAGCUGAUCCUGCGCACACUGCAGAUGAGCCAUGCCGGGGAAUAUUACUGCAAGGCCAAAAACAAAGCAGGAGCUGCAAAAUCCCAACCUGCUCAGCUCAAACUCAUUGGGAAUCAAGAUCCACCCUGCAACCCAAAACCAGAGAGACAUCUUAUCCAACUUCCUCAUGACUGCUUUCAAAACCACACAAAUUCUUUUUACUACAAUAUUGGAAAGUGUCCCUCAAGUGCCUGUACAGGGGAUCUGGACAAUGAACUGCGCUGUAAAGAUACUCUGCCCUUCUGCUGUGGAAUUAUUAAGACACAAACAAAAGAGAUCACUUGUCAAGGUUAUACCCUUCCUAUAAAGGUUGCUCAGGAGUGUGGUUGCCAGAAAUGCACAGACACCAAAAUAAUUGUUCGUGGGAGGGCAGUGGCAGCUGAUAAUGGUGAACCAAUGCGGUUUGGAUACAUUUACAUUGGAAAUAACAGAGUUGGCAUGACAGGCUAUAAAGGAACUUUUUCCAUUAAUGUUCCUUCAGAAACAGAGAGGUUGGUGCUUAAUUUCGUGGACCGGUUACAAAAGUUUGUAAACACCACCAAAGUGCUCCCAUUCAGUAAAAAAGGUGCUGUCUAUCAUGAGAUCCAUCUUCUCAGGAAAAAAGAACCAGUAAUAUUGGACUCUAUGAAAACAAACCAGAUAUCUCUGGGAGAUAUGGAGGACAUUGAUCCCAUUGCUGAGCUUGAGAUCCCUCCAAAUUCUUUCUAUCGCCAAAAUGGAGAGAUCUACAAUGGGAAAGUGAAAGCCAGUGUCACAUUUUUGGAUACUCGAAAUAUAUCAACAGCUACUGCUGCGCAGAGUGACUUGAACUUUAUUAGUGAGGAGGGAGAUUCCAUGCCGCUGCGUUCCUAUGGAAUGUUUUCAGUCGAUUUUACAGAUGAAUCAAACAAAGAAUCACUGAAUGCAGGAGCAGUUAAAGUCUAUCUUGAUUCCUCACAAGUUAAAAUGCCAGAGCACCUUGAGAACAUGAAACUUUGGUCUCUGAACCCAGAAACAGGACUGUGGGAGGAAGAGGGAGACUUUUUACAUGGGGGGGUUCGGCGUGGGAAGAGGGAAGAGCGUACUUUCCUUGUUGGCAAUAUGGAAAUCAGGGAACGUAGACUGUUUAACCUGGAUGUCCCGGAAAGCCGAAGGUGUUACGUCAAAGUUCGUGCAUAUAGAAGUGAAAGGUUUUUGCCAAGUGAACAAGUCGAAGGUGUGGUGGUGAAUCUUAUCAAUAUGGAACCUGUGUCUGGUUUUGCUUCUAACCCAAGAGCUUGGGGGCGGUUUGAUAGUGCAAUAACUGGUGCUAAUGGAGCGUGCUUACCUGCUUUUUGUGAUGACAAAAACCCAGAGGCCUACUCUGCAUAUGUAACUGCUACUCUAGGAGGAGAGGAACUAGAAGCAGUGGAAUCUUCUCCAAAAUUUAAUCCAAAUGUCAUUGGUGUGCCACAGCCCUAUCUCAAUAAACUAAAUUACAGGAGAACUGAUCAUGAUGACCCUAAAAUCAAGAAGUCAGCCUUUAGUAUCAGUGUGGCAAAGCCAAGCCCCAAUGCUGCAGAAGAGAGCAAUGGUCCUAUUUAUGCCUAUGACAAACUGCGAGAAUGCGAGGAAGCACCAUAUAAUGCUGGACAUUUCAGGUUUUAUAGAGUAGAAGGUGACAGGUAUGAUUUUAAUACAGUGUCUUUCAGUGAAGAUGACCCUAUGAGCUGGACUGCUGACUAUUUAGCUUGGUGGCCUAAACCCAUGGAAUACCGAGCUUGUUAUAUGAAAGUUAAAAUUGCUGGUCCUAAGGAGUACAUAAUCAGAUCCAAAAAUAUGGGUGGCACCCAUCCACAAACAGUCGGCCAGCUUUAUGGCAUUAGAGAUGUACGGAGCACUAGAGAUCUGGAGGAAGCCAACCUAUCUGCAGCAUGUGUAGAGUUUAAAUGUAGUGGAAUGCUUUAUGACCAGGACCGGGUUGACCGCACUCUGGUAAAAAUUGUCCCUCAAGGGAGCUGCAGAAGAGACAGUAUCAACAACAUGUUACACGAGUACCUUGUUAAUCACCUACCCAUGGCAGUCAAUAAUGAUACAAAUGAAUACACAAUGCUGGCUCCUCUUGAUCCACUCGGUCACAAUUAUGGUAUCUACACUGUCACUGACCAGGACCCAAGAACAGCCAAAGAAAUAGCUCUUGGAAGAUGCUUCGAUGGAACCUCUGAUGGAACUUCUAGAGUUAUGAAAACUAAUGUAGGUGUGGCUCUUUCUUUUCAAUGCACAGAGAAGGACUUGAAAGAUCAAAGUGUGUUCCGUGGAAAUGUCCAGGCAGCUUCAAGUGUUGCCAGGGAUGGCGGCAGAAGGCAGCAAAGAGCUAGUAGCAGAUCCAGACAGAUGAGAAGAAUCAGUAAUCGUUCAACAGAGUUGCAAGGGCAGCGUUUGUCAGCUUAGUAGGAUAUUGCAAAGAAUAUCAAUUCUAGGUGUAAUGCAGUUUUACUAUAACUUGAAGAGGCAUAAGACAUCAGUAGUCACUCUGAAAAUCAGUGGUUCUCUUGGGUUGUGGGGUCUCAGUAUUCAAUAUAUCUACAUAUCAACAAUACUUGUAUUCAGAACUUCUUUUAGUAUCCAUGUUCUGUGUUAGAACACUUAAGCAAAGCUUCGAGAGAAUGUAUGUGACACCUGGCUAGCAGAAAUAGCUGAGAGACUGACAUCUACAGCACACUGGCACUAGAAAACCAUGUAAUUCCGGCAGUUAAGAGAAGCAUUCUGCAACAACUGGGAAAGUAUAAAAUUACACUGACAUUAAAAGGUAACACAUACCGUAUUGCAGUUGUGGCUAUUUAUGUGUAUUCUUCCCUAAUGUGCUCACAUAUGGUGGAAAAAUAAGGGAAAAUCACAUAACCAGAUAGUCACAAUGACUUUAUUAAUACACAACUGCAAACAUUCCAGCAUUAUUAUUUCAGUUCCAACAUACCUGCUUGGAGCAUGUUGCUUGGGCAUCUUCUUACACAUCUAUUUCAGUACUGGAUAUGAUAAUUGCUUCCUUCCCCUCUCAUAUAUUUUUACAGUUACUAGGCCAUGCAUUUGUCCUCUCCUGGGGAUAGAGAAGUGGUUUUCCUUAAGUUUGAGUUCUGUGCAGACCAGGGUCUGUUACACUUAAAGUGACCCCGACACCUAUGAAUAUUUAGUACCAUUAUAUAGCAUUGUGCUGAGGUAAGCUGAAAUAUAUCCAGCCCUUCUGUAGGCCGAUUCUUUUCUCUUUUAUUCAUCUGGUAUAACUGUAAUGAUAAUAAACAGGUUUGUCUAGCUUGGCCCACAGGUUGGAGGUGUUGGGGCAGAAGUGAAAGUUCUUCAAUCUGAAAAAGUGUCAGGAAAACAGAAAAUAUAUUUCUUGUUGCUCUCACAGUCCUGCCCCUAGUCAAGGUGCACCCAGAUUAAACAUAGACUACAUACCCCAGAACCUCCUUGCACUGGUAGAAACCAAGCAUUAAAGGCUCCCAGCUGUGGAAGUAAUAUACAUCAGUGCUACAACUGUUUAGGAGAGGAAGAAUAUAUUCUGCUUGGCUUAAUUUCCAAUGUCAGGGUCACCCUUUCUGGUUACAUCAACAUGAGCAGAAUACACAGUCAGCAAGCAACAUUAUCUGGCAGAUUUAUCAAAGUGUGAAAUUAGAGCUAACCACAGUAAAAUUCCACCACUCUCUAUUCAUUUCUAUGGGAGGUGUAUUUAUCAAUGGGUGAAAGUAGGUAUUCCCCAUUUGAUUAAUAUGCUUUUAAAAAUCCAAUAGAAAUAGGGAAUCAAUUUAAAGUAAUUCUCUGAUUCUUUUUUCCUGAUGAUGACAUGGCUGCAAAGUUGCAGAUGGUUCCCAUCGUAUUUCUUACUAAUAGGAAAGUAACUAAUUUCAAGGAAGAUAGGAGUGGAAAUAAUAUUUAACUUACCAGGGGGGUAAAUCUAGGGCCCUCCAGCAGAAAUGCAACUUCCCUCAGAUAAACCUGCAGGAAACAGCACCAAACAGAAUUUUAUUUAGUGUUAAAAACAAACCGGAGUCAGAAUAACAACUUAUAACAACAAAUUAGUAUCCACACUGAAAGAUAAAUCAUUUCUACUUUAAAACACAUAUAUGUAACUGUUCAGUCAGUUUUAAAAUGUACCUCGGUUUUAGUGCUUUAGUUAAAAAUUGCAUAUUUAUUAAUUGGUGAAUAAACAGUUUGUACUCUAGGAAACUGAUCAGUUUGAAAAUAAUAUUUGUGAAAAUAAAUCAUGAUCAAAAUCAAUUGACUGCUUUUCCACAAUCAAAUUUAAUCUCAAAUGGAUUCAUUGUGAAAGAAAUUCAUAAUGGAAAAGUAGUUGCACUGUUCCAUACAUUAACGCUUCAGAUAACUCCCCUCCCUUGAUUUCUAUAGAAUCUCAAUGAGUUAUAGGCGGUGCGGUUUUUCAUUCAAAUUUUUACAUUUUCUCAAUUUUUUCACAUGAAUAAAUUUUUUUGAAAAAAAAUACAAGUUCGAGAUUGGUUUUUCUUUUUCCUCCAAUCAUAGAAAAACACAAUCUUGAAUUUUAAUGAAUUUGGCCCAAAAAAGAGCAAUACAAGUGAAUAAAUAAAGUUAUCCUCAGAUGAACUGUCUGUUCACCCCUUUGAUAAAUAUUUUGCCCAAAUGAUUGUAAGUUACUUUUAUUGCAAUAUACACUGAAAUGUAAAAGUAAUGCAGACAGGCUGUAAACAGUUCACCAUCUUUAUUUCAGAGAGAGAGAGAAAGUAGUUUCCCAGUCUCCUCCCACUUUUCCCAAGGCUGAAACAGUCUCACUUCCUUCAAAAGCAUAUAACUUUAUUAAAUAUAACACGGCUUAUGCUAAUACAUAACAAACAAGUAAUAGAGACAUCAUAGCGAAUCAAAUGAACUUAAAUAAAAUUAAAACAUAAUGCUCCACCAGUUCAGUACCAUUGUCUUCCCCUUGUUUUUCCAAAAUUGUUGCCACUGAAAUUUUCCGUUGCAGCAAAUCACUGAGCAGCAGUACUAAUCAGUAUGUCUAUCAUUUUAGGGGCCAAUGAACACAACAUUUAAGUGUUUGUAUCACUUCGACACCUUUACAAAAAGGAAUUUUUUUAUGGUGAUUAUAUUACAGCGGAGCUGCUAUAGAUCAAUUAGUGGCCACUUUGUCAGGGGUUGGAAACAUAUAAAAGCCGGUGGCUGUGCGCCAGAAAGCUGACUAAGAAAUACAGCUUCAAUAAGUGUCCAGGCUAGGAAAUGUGUUAUAUCCAUCAAUUCAUUUGUGCAUGCAUGUUAGAUUGCUUCCUCUCUCCGGCGGCUCUCUCCCUCGGGAACCAUUAUUCACUCAAAAUUCCAAAUCUGUAAUGUUGUACUUGAAAAUGUAAAUAAGAUUCUAUUUAUUUCAGUGUUUUUCUUCGUGUAAUCUUUUUGGGAUACAGAGCCUCUCCUAGUGUAAGUUAUGGAGGAGCACAGGAACUGCUUACACGGUUACAAAUGAGUGUUUUAUUUUUUUAUACUGUCGGAAGUAGGAGUGAGAUUAAUUAUACAUAUUAGCCACAAUGGCGGAUUCGAUUAUAUGCAUAACAGACAAAAUGAUGUUGCUGCCAUGAUAUUUAUUUAAAGGGAAAAUAAACUUUCUUUAUAAGCUAUGUUUAUUAUCCAUGUUGUUCCUUAAUAAACUGCACAGUGAAAGCAUAGAUAACUAUAAGCACAAAACACUCCUAAAAUGAAUGGGGAUCCCUAACUUGUAGCCUUUAAUACAGGAGAGCUGGGCAGCAAAGGGACCUGUGGAAUAGAUUUUAUAGGUGUCUGAAUUCCUGGCAGUAGCACAGAAAUGGAUACAGCAGACCCAGGCUUUGCAUCACGGGAAUCAACAUGAUUCCUUUGCACACAGGGGCCUAUGUACUGACAUUCAGAUGCAUUUUCCUGUACGCAUUUAAGGGGGAAAUAUUUAUUUCUGCAAGUGCUGAUUUUUUUCUAUUUUUCAAAAGCAGAAUGUUUUUCUCCUAUUAUUUCCUUCUCUUUUUUGAGUUUUUGAAUUUCCCUUUUUUUCUAGUGAACAUGUUCUGUUUGGAGCUGCCAUAAACCUUUAUAUCCUAUGGAAAUAUAGCCAUCGUUACAGCAUACUGCACACUGUAAAAUGCUUUAAAAAGUAGAAUGAAAGUAAAAUCAUAGGCUGAUUUGUUAAGGUUUAUGAUUGUUGUACUUUAUGAUCAAAAAAAUGUCACUUUUAAAUUUACAGAGCUUUUAUCCAUGUAAUGAUUCAAUACAAUGUGGAAAA